Molecule: messenger RNA, 2238 nt
Organism: Caenorhabditis bovis
Lineage: Eukaryota; Metazoa; Nematoda; Chromadorea; Rhabditida; Rhabditidae
Source: the annotation of a GenBank genome assembly
AUGAAAAAAUUUUUUCUAAUAUUCCGGUUAGCUUGUUUGAUCCGUUCAUUCGAAUUUGAGAUCAAUAAGGAUCGCAAGUAUCUGUUUGAUGAUGUUCUUGAGCCGGAGGUUCUUAUAGGCUCGCCUGAUCAGAUUUCGAAGGAUCAAGUACUUCAAGCGUUUCGGGAAUGGGAGAGGCUUAGUGUGGCGAUUGUGAAGAACUCGACGGCCGGAUUGGCGGAGGACUAUCGGAAAGCGAUGCCGUGCUUCCCAGGACCCGAUCUUGGUGAUCCGAACUCGUUGCUUCCCGUGGUGCCGUCGUGCGAGAAAUUGACAGCGUUGAAUCCGAUUGGUUCGUUGGGAAGCGCAUCGGAGGCGAUUCUCAAGGCGCACACGCAAAAAUUGGCGACGAUUGCCGAUUUUUUGCCGACAAGCGAAACGAGCGCCGAGAUUCGGGCGCUUCGCAACGACACACGCGACGAGUUCAAGAGCAUCGCGAGCACCGUCGACAUUCUCGAAUGCCUCAAUAUUGAUCGGACGUCGAUUGCGUCGAAUUCGACGCUCGCCGACGUGCUGUGCGAUGCGGCGAACAUUUGCGACGGCGACGAGACGCACAAGUGUCUGACGGCGACGACAUCCGACGCGCUUCGACGCUUCCUCUUCAAUGGUGCGAGUCGAAGCACAAAGAGCGGCAAGUUGGAAAAGAGCACAACUCGCGUGUCGAGGAUCACCGGAAAAUUGAGUCGAUCCACCAAUGGCUAUCGGGAUCCGAACAGAAGAAGUACGAUGACGAAUGGUUCAGUGAGAAGCCAGAUGAACAGUACACCGUCCGGACGAAGUACUGUGCGGAAUGAAUUCAGUAGGCCAAGUGGGACGACUACACAAGGCAAUGAGCCGGUUGACAUCGAGCGGAGCAGUGUUUCGGGAAGUGAGGUGAAGAGGAGUACUGUGGAGUACCGUACACCGAUGGGUGUUGAUCUACCAGAUGUCAACAAGAGCAUCGGGAACUCGAAUCGGUCGAAUGAGAUAGCCACAAGGAAAAUGAGCACACCGACGACAUUGAAGGUUGGUUUAAAGGCGCAUGAUCGGGUCUCGCAACGAUUCAAACAGGUUCCAGAGGAUGGCUGCUUUAAUUUAAGCGCGUUGAAAAGUGGCUUGAAUUUGACACAAUUGAAAAUUGGCGAUAUUUGCGAUAUUCGUGGAUCGACACUGGAUUUGAAGAAGAUCCAACACUUGAGCAUUUCGGAUAUUGGGGGAAUUUCGAAUCUGAAGGCGAUCAUCGAUGAUCCGUCGAGUUUGCAAAAAUUGAUAAUGAAGAAAUUGCCGGAAUUGAACGCGAAAUUUGGCGACAUUCUGACGACGAAUUUCAGCGAUCCCAAGGUAGUCCGAAUGAUCUUUCGUCUUGUUCGAAACUCGAUUUUUGAGAUUGUGCAAAAGUUGUUGAAGUCGGAAGAUUGCUUCAACAUUUCAACAAUUCCCAAUUUUGACAUGAGCUUGAUGGUCCGCGACGCUGCUUGCCAAUACGCGAAUUUGUGCGACGCCCAACGAAUCGAAGAUUGCCUCGGAAUCAACGAUUCCGAGUUGGCUCAAAUCGAGAAUCUCACAAUUGCCGACGUUGUCGAGAUUCUACCGGAUGAUGUUCGCCAAAUUAUCGCCAAUCCCAAAAUUUUGAAGGAAAUAAAGAAGAAUUUCACAAUGAAGAUUCUUCCCGCGGUGAAUUCGACAAAACUCGAGAGCAUUCUCGAAUGCUUCAACGUCUCAUCACGAAAUUUCGAAAAAAUCGAUUUGAAUUUGAGUUCGCUCAACGCCGCGUGCAAAUAUGGAAAUGUGUGCAACAUCGCGAAACUCGAACAAUGCCUAGGUGGCUCAGUUGAGGAGCUCGGCGAGCUCAAGAAUCUCUCAAUUCUGGAAUUGGCCAAAAAGCUUCCGAACAAUCAACAUCGAAUCAUAAAUGACGCAAAUGAUUUGAAAAAUUUAUUAUUAUCGAAACUUGAAAAUUUCACAAAGCAACCGCAAAAUUUCACCGAAAUCGUCGAGAACCGGAUUGUCAACAAUUCGGUUGGCGAGAAUCUCGAAUCCGACGACAAGCUCAUCGAUAAAAUUGUCGAACUAUCGAAAAAUGAUUCGCAAGUGGGAGACGUGAAAUCGAUUGCCCAAAAUCUCGGAAUAAGCGGAAAAAAUAUUUCCAAGGAUCUCAUCGAUAAGGGAGUGGGUCUCGCAAAGAAUUUCGGUGCGAACCUCAAAGACAUUUUCGGUUGA